Quercus robur (English oak) is the source of this 1017-nucleotide messenger RNA. Its product is annotated as U-box domain-containing protein 51-like. The transcript is spliced from 5 exons. Lineage: Eukaryota; Viridiplantae; Streptophyta; Magnoliopsida; Fagales; Fagaceae. Gene Ontology annotation, biological process: protein phosphorylation. Gene Ontology annotation, molecular function: protein tyrosine kinase activity; ATP binding. Bases 1 to 1017 code for a protein of 338 amino acids. The record is from RefSeq and is a predicted model, not a curated record.
AUGUCUUCGUCUAGUAGUUUAGAGAAGGAGAUAGACGAGUACCAGGACGAUUCUUUUGGGAGUGAGGGUAGUGAUGAAAGUAGUGUAGAUAGCUCGUCUUGUAGCGAUUCCUCAGACGAGCAUUAUUUGUCUGGGGUUCCUGGCAUUCCCUUGGAGGAAUUUCAGGAACUACAACCUGCAUCUUUGGGAUCCAACUCUCUUAAAGAAUAUCUAAAAAGAUAUGGAAUCAAUGAUGAAGAGGAUAAAAAGAAAAAGAAGAAGAAGAAGAAGAAGGUCCAAAGUAAACCAAAUGCAACAGGUCUUUUAGUUGUGGAUGAAGAUCUAGUUUGGCUGAAAAUAGUCAAUUUGGAAGAGGAAAACAGCGGCGAUUCAGCUGGUAGCCGAUUUGGAAAGGGAAAUCCAAAGCCAGAAAGAACAUCGGCUCGUGUACUCGUGUACAGGAAGAGGAUGGAAAGAACACAAGAUUAUCUAAGGUACUGUCUCCAAAUAGCACAAGAGAAUGGAUUCUUGCACCUCAUUAUAAACAACAAAAAUGAUCAACAAGAAGGUGUUCUUUACUCCAAUAUUAUUGAAUUGCAAGAAAAGCUAACACAGGGAAGUACUGCGGAUAUUUACAGAGGAACUUGGCAUGGACUUGAUGUUGUGGUGAAGUGUCUAAACCCUGAUUAUUUUCAGACUUUGAAUGGGAACGAGUUAUUGGGCAUGACACUGAAGGAAUGGCUACAUGGACCAAGUAAGAGGCGGAAAGAGAGGAUGGUUCCCCUUCCUCCAAUUGAAGAGAGGUUAGCUCGGGCAUUGGAGAUUGCUCAAGCAAUGCAGUAUCUCCAUGGAAAAAAGCCUAAGGUUAUUCAUCACGACUUGAAGCCUAGCAACAUUUUCUUGGAUGAUUCCAUGCACGUGAGAGUAGCAGAUUUUGGUCAUGCCAGGUUCUUGAAUGAAGAGGAGAUGGCGCUCACUGGUGAAACAGGCAAGAACCUGUAUCAUUUUUGCACCAUAUUCCUCUUGGGAGCAUUGUAA